UGUAGAAGUUAAUCUUAGAGACAAAAUGAUCAAAAUGACAGUGUUAUUCCAAGCCUUGGUGGUCUGCAUGACAUGCAUCAGUCUGCAAUUUAUUGGCACCGUGAACACGCUCAAGUCCCUUCAAAUCCACGUCCCAAAAGCGGUCCUCACGGGCCGAGACGCCGAACUUAUGUGUACAUACGAGUUGGAAGGGGCGCAAUUGUACUCAAUACGCUGGUACAGGAACAUGAUAGAAUUCUACCGGUACGUGCCAAAGGAGUCGCCCGCUACCAAAGUGUUUCCAGUCGCUGAAAUAAAAGUUGAUGUAGCAGCUUCAGAUCAGAACCGGGUAGUUCUGACGGAGGUGGAUCGAACACUGACCGGGGAGUACCAAUGUGAGGUAUCUGCUGAUGCCCCACUCUUCCACACAGACAUCAAGGCGGCAGAAAUGGUAGUAGUUGAACCGCCGUUACUGAGCCCAAAUGUGACGUCGGACCGGAUGUCAUACAUCGGUGGAGAUCACAUCAGGGCGAACUGUACUUCACCGCCUUCGCUCCCAGCAGCGAAUAUCACGUGGUACGUCAAUGAACAAAUGGUUCCAAGUUUCACUGCAAACCACGUACUUAACUUCAGCAAUGGGUAUGCCUCGAGUCUAUCCACGUUAGAACUAGAGGCCGCUGUCCUCUCUCCUGUACCAACCCUCAUGAUAAGAUGCGAAGCGUCUAUUUUCGACGUAUGGAAAGCGCCGAGCCAUACAAUAGUUCUACGAGAGCGGAGCGCCAACCCAGCCUCCGCGCUAGGCAGGAGUUUCACGGGUGGAGCUACCGAGACCUGCAUACCAACAAUUUUAGUCUUAAUUAUUCAAUUCAUCCUGCAAUUCUUGUUAGAACGCUUCACAGAGACUUCGAUAAGAUAGCUAUCUAGCUACUAAAAGUAGUAACAGUGUUAUAAUGAAGGGUUAAGCAUAAUAACACAACGCUGGGGUGGAAUUAGGCCGGGAGCGAUACGAGGCAAAAACUGCUCAUAUUGUACAGCACACUGGGGCCCCGCGGUGGAAUUGUGCGACAUGUUUCGACAUGUUUCAUCCUAUUCCAACUGAAAAACAGAACUGCAGUAUGCACCUACUGCAAACUAGA
Pararge aegeria (speckled wood butterfly) is the source of this 1115-nucleotide messenger RNA. RefSeq lists its product as uncharacterized. The transcript is spliced from 7 exons. NCBI's taxonomy places the organism in Eukaryota, Metazoa, Arthropoda, Insecta, Lepidoptera, Nymphalidae. The record is from RefSeq and is a predicted model, not a curated record. The coding region runs from base 26 to 895 and encodes 289 amino acids.